This is a messenger RNA of Phyllotreta striolata, 1803 nucleotides long. Lineage: Eukaryota; Metazoa; Arthropoda; Insecta; Coleoptera; Chrysomelidae. The record is from the annotation of a GenBank genome assembly.
AAGCACGUCAAAAAUGUCGAACGCGUCAAAAGUGUCAAAAGUAUGCUCGAAUUUCAAGACGUCAAAACCGAUACGAUCGAAAACGUGCGCGUUUUCAUACGAGUAAGACCGCUCAGAGACGAAGAAAAGACCGUCAUCAACAAAGAAGUCAUCCAAACCGAUUCGAACGUCAUCAAUCUAACCAAACAAGGCGUCGUGAAAUCCUUCAAAUUCACCAAAAUCUUCGACUCCGACAGCAGCCAAAUCGAGCUCUACAGCCACGUGGCCGUCCCCAUCGUCGAACGCGUCCUCCAAGGCUACAAUGGCACCGUCUUCGCCUACGGCCAAUCGGGCACCGGGAAAACCUACACGAUGAUCGGCGACGUCGGCGACGCCGACCGCCAGGGCAUCAUACCCAACAUCUUCUCGCACAUCUUCGCCCAGAUCACGCUCGCCGACCAGGACAACUCCUACGCGGUGACCGUCACCUACCUGGAGAUCUACAACGAGGAGAUCCGCGACCUGCUGUCGGACGCGCCCGACAAGAAGCUCACGUUGCGCGAGAAGCCCGGCCUCGGCGUCUACAUCACCGAGCUGCUCGGCUUCGCCGUCGACUCCUUGGAGGCGGUCACCGAGAUCCUCGUCAAAGGGAACAAGCGGCGCACCACCAGCUCCACCAAGCUGAACGACGUCAGCUCGCGCUCGCACGCCAUCUUCACCGUUUCGGUGGAGACCAAGAACAAGCUGACCAACAAGACCACCUUCGGGAAAUUGAACCUGGUGGAUUUGGCGGGCUCCGAACGGGCCAGCAAAUCCCAAGCCACCGGCGAUCGACUACGCGAAGCCGGCAAAAUCAACCUAUCUCUAUCGGUACUCGGUAACGUCAUAUCAGCUCUGGUGGACGGCAAAGCCACGCACAUCCCCUACAGAAACUCCAAACUAACCAGACUACUCCAAGACUCCCUCGGCGGCAACUCCCUCACAGCUCUAAUAGCGACCAUCAGUCCGAGGUACCACGAUUACGAGGAGAGCGUCUACACGUUGAUGUACGCGGAUCGCGUGAAGCACAUCCAGAACCACGUGAAGCUCAACGUGGAAAACAACAGCAUCAUCGAGAACUUCGAAUCGAAGAUCGACGAGCUGAAGCGCCAGCUGCGGCUGCUCGAGCUGCGCGAGCAGCGCGAACAGCGCCGCGCCAAGAAGAAGAACAAAUCGAACUCGCAGCGCGAAGAUCUCGACAACAUCGAAAAGGAGAAGAGCCUGCUCGAGAGCAAGAUCGGUAUGAUCCAGAAGAAGAUCCUCGUCGGCGGCGAGAAUUUGGUGGAGAAGGCCCAGCAGCAGUUGGACCUGCUGGAGGACGCGGCCAAGGAGCUGCGCCACCUGGACAGCUCGCACGUGCUGCUCGAGGAGAUCCUCUUCUACAAGGAGAAGGAGAAGACCAUCGUGAAGAAGGAGUUCGCCGAUCUGCAGGAGGAGGACAAGGAGCUCGAUUUGAAGAUCGACGAGACGGCGAAGCUGAUCAAGAAGGCCACCGAGAUACUGAUCGGCAAGGAGGGCGAGUACCAGAACGAGAUCUGCGCGCUGCUGCAGGACAACAAGAACCUCGCCAAGGAGCUGUCGCUGGUGCAGUUCGUCAUCGAGCACAGCAUCCCCGGCGAGUACCUGAGGGACCUGCUGUCGGUCAUUGUGUUCAAUGAUGAUACGCAGGAGUGGCAGAUCAAAGGCGUCGCCUACUGCGGCAACAAUUUGAGGAAGGUCAAGAGCAGACAGGCCAACGAGAAGGUCAAGCCUCACACGGUCUAUUUUCAGUACCAGAAGAAGUGA